Molecule: messenger RNA, 972 nt
Organism: Penicillium antarcticum
Lineage: Eukaryota; Fungi; Ascomycota; Eurotiomycetes; Eurotiales; Aspergillaceae
Product: MIND complex subunit MTW1
Exons: 3
Coding region: 1-972 (323 amino acids)
Biological process (GO): mitotic sister chromatid segregation; kinetochore assembly; mitotic cell cycle
Cellular component (GO): nucleus; chromosome, centromeric region
Source: RefSeq, a predicted model, not a curated record
AUGAACGAUGCGACGACCUCAUUGCUCACUGAGCAUUUCAGCUACACCCCCCUGUCUCUCAUAGAUGACAUUAUCAACUCGAUCAACAAUUUAAUAUACCAGGCGAUCUCGAGCUUGGAAUCUGGAUUGCUUGCUACGCCUCCUGAGCGACUUGGUUUUGCGCAUGGCAACGACGGCUCUACUAUUCCCGAGACCGACGAGGAUGGGAACGUUAUUUACCCGGAGGCCAAGCUAGAGAUUGAGAAUGGAUUGCAUCAGUUGGAAACACUGCUUGAGGCCAAUGUGGAUAAAGCCUUUGACAAGUUUGAGAUCUACGUAUUGCGGAACAUCCUCACGGUGCCGGAGGACUUGCUCUCUUGGGUGAGAUUGAAGCAUUACGAGGGUCUCUCUUUCAGCGCCUCGCCAGAUACACCUACGCCCGAAUCCAUCCACAUCCAGCGCAAGAAAUUACUCGAGACUAAGAAACUGAACCGCUCUCUUAAAGAUGAAUGCGGUCGAAACGAGGCGGUCAUCUCACAACUACGGUCUAUUCUGUCGAAGGUGGAAACAGCAAAGGCAAAUGGCUCUGGCGCGUCUGAGAAUAGUCUGGAUUUGUCUUUCUUGACCUCCAGCCCAGCCGCACGCCAGCUUCGUGUCGGCGUCGAUCCCGGACCCAACGCCAAAUCAACGCCCCUUACAACAAACACAACUUUUAUUCUCUCUCAGCUUCCUGCAUUGCAGGCCACACUUGUGCAGCUUCGGCCAAAGUUGGCAACCUUGCCAGGCGCUACGGUGGCAAUGGAGACUAAGUCUAAGAGAGUCGAAAGGAAAGAAUACAUCGAAAGCCGGAUUCGACUCCACCUCGAGCGCGCCGGUCAGCUUGCCAUGGGUGACGACGGUAAUCCUGUUGUCGCAGGUCGCAGAAUUGACAUCCGCGAAGCCCAUGCCCUUGAAAGUGUGGCUAACAUGCUUACGCAAGACAAGUCUGUGUAA